Molecule: messenger RNA, 578 nt
Organism: Corylus avellana
Lineage: Eukaryota; Viridiplantae; Streptophyta; Magnoliopsida; Fagales; Betulaceae
Product: small ribosomal subunit protein eS27y
Biological process (GO): translation
Cellular component (GO): ribosome
Molecular function (GO): structural constituent of ribosome
Source: RefSeq, a predicted model, not a curated record
GGCGCUAUAUAUUGAAAAACCACCUAUAGGGUUUUACCUCUUCGUCUCUGCCGCAAAAACUUAUUUGGGGGGCUUUUCGUUCUUCAAAACUUGAUUCCGAGAUGGUUCUUCAGAACGAUAUUGACUUGCUGAAUCCUCCGGCGGAGCUCGAGAAGAGGAAGCACAAGCUUAAACGUCUUGUUCAGUCCCCCAACUCCUUCUUCAUGGAUGUGAAAUGCCAGGGCUGCUUCAACAUUACCACUGUUUUCAGCCACUCCCAAACCGUGGUGGUAUGCGGCAACUGCCAGACGGUGCUAUGCCAGCCUACCGGUGGGCGUGCUCGGCUCACCGAGGGGUGCUCUUUCAGGAAGAAGGCGGACUGAGGGUGCUCUGAGGUUUUUGUUCCUUAGUUUCAAUUUGAUACUAAUUCCAGGAUUGAAAUGAGCCCAUCAUCUUGAUUUACUUUUUUCGAUAUAUACACUGUUCUCCAAGCUUUAAGAAUUAUUAGCUUAAUCUCGCACUUUUGGUUUUCCCAACUGUAUUGGAUGUGGUUUUGUUUUUUAAGAUAUAAUAUCACUAUGAUCCAGUUUUGAGUUGCA